AUCAAUAUGAGGUUAAAGGAACAUAUGUUAUGGAUUACUUAAUCCGGAGACAGUUAAUCUAAUUAUGUCGAGUAUUACUGAGGGUAACCAACCGCAGUCGGUGCUAUGUCAUGUCCAACAUGACGAAGAAGGUGACAAAGAUAUCGCAUCGCUACUCCCACAACUUGAACGUGGUUGUCAGAUUCGUGAUACGCUUUUCAAUGAUGUGAUCAGAGGUUUUCAAAACAAUGUAGCAGUCUCACAACAGGUCAGUGCAUUGUCUAUCCUGAGGCAGUCUAUAUAUGCCUAUUACGGUGAUGAAUACACUACGGAAGUCACCGGGAGAGUACUUACUCGAGAAUCAACAGAACAACUUUUAACUGAGGAAUCACUGUAUCAAUAUGUGUUUAAUAGAGUCCUAUCAGGUGAAUUAUACCCAAACAAAGACAUCAUAGCUGAGUUCCUCAAAGUUGUACUCGCUAUGACAGAAUGUUUCCCAAUAGAUAAAUAUCCCAUAUUAUUGAACGUAGAUCUGGUGCAAGAUAUAUUGCUGAUGAUGGAGCGUAUAUCGACCGUCUAUAGUCGGCCCGAAGUGGAAGACGGUAUAUGUUCAACGGGGCUCUCCAUAGUCAAGAAUAUGAUGAAAGUAAUGGACUUACCUCUUGAAGUACUUUAUAAAAGCUUGAAAUUAGUACUUCGGAAUGGAAAUUCUGCAACAGUAGACUUUUGUCAUCUACUGCUUACAAAAGAGCUCUUGCCCAUCCUUAAAAACAAAACUGUCUCCGUAAUAUAUAACUCACCACGAGGAAGUAGACCACAAAUGCUACACGAAUGCAUAAAGUCCUUGCAAAUGAUUUUAUCCUCUUGUAAACAACAUGAAUUAGAAUCCAAAAUAUGCAGAACACUGGUAUCUGUCUGCGAGUACUCAUCUGGAAUUGAUUUACUGAUGGAACGACAAUUUUUACCAGCUAUCGUCAACUUGGCAAACAGAGCAGUUUUUAGGUAUGAAGCCAUAAUGAAGGAGCUUGAAAGAAGCAAAGGAAUGUUUGACGCCACGAGUGCCAUGAAAGUUGGUGAAAGCAUAACUUCAGACGUACAUCAAGUAACCUUUGAUGCAGUAUCAGUGAUCAGUAAAAUGGCAUUCAAAGGGAAUAGAAGACAGAUUAUGUACCUACUGGAAUUUGGCAUAAUAGAUGAAUUAGUAAAGUUGGUCAACUGUCCAAUAUCCACAUCCAUAGUUAAAACUAGGGUCGCAAAUGCAUUGGGAAACAUGGCAUACGAAUCGGAUAGAGAAGUGCAAGCGAUCAUUAACGCAAAAGCAAUUCCCGCACUCGUGAAUGCAUAUGAAAGAACAAUCGACCAUAAUACAAAACUAGAAGCAGCGUACGCUAUAUGCGCAUGCGCAGCCAAAGCCAAUCGACAACAAUUGAAAUAUAUCAUAUCGUGUAACGGAACUUAUGGGUUCCUUGACGGCAUUGACGGUAUCGCAUUAAUAUCUGUUUUCAUGGAUCUUGUCUGUAAAAACGACCCUGGAUUAGAAGGGAACAUACGACUGUGUCAAAUCGUGCUCAACGCCACCGAGAACAUACUCAACAUUGGCAACAUGGAAUCCAAGGAAUAUCGAUUACCAGAAAAUCCUUACGCAGAAUUGCUAAAACAACACGAAGGAGAUAUAAAACUUGCAAAACUAUCAAUGUUCCCAAAUUAUCAAAUCGCGAAAAGAGCGUUACAACUGAGCAGAAGGUACUUCAAUCACCCUAAAGUAUGGAGUACAUUAUACUGCUAAAUCAUGAAGCAGGGUGGAAAUAAGACACAGAAAGACUAUACAUUCAAUGAUAUAACAUUUGACGUCUAAGUAAAAUUGUAUAU
Babesia bovis T2Bo is the source of this 1848-nucleotide messenger RNA. RefSeq lists its product as uncharacterized. Bases 65 to 1765 code for a protein of 566 amino acids. Gene Ontology annotation, biological process: NLS-bearing protein import into nucleus. The transcript is spliced from 2 exons. Gene Ontology annotation, cellular component: nucleus. The record is from RefSeq and is a predicted model, not a curated record. NCBI's taxonomy places the organism in Eukaryota, Apicomplexa, Aconoidasida, Piroplasmida, Babesiidae. Gene Ontology annotation, molecular function: nuclear import signal receptor activity.